AUGCCUAACGCGUCCUCGCCGCCCUCACCGGUUUCUUCGGGCAAGAAGAGAUCGCAUCCUUCAGAUACCUCGCCGAAUCUCGACGCGACAAAUCCCGCAAACCCCUCCACCUCGACGGUGCCUUCUACCUCCCCCGCCGUCACCUCCUCGGCCUCGUCCUCAUUCCGCAAUGUCUCCGCCUGUAAUCGAUGUCGCCUGCGCAAGAACCGCUGUGACCAGCGCCUCCCGCGCUGCCAGUCCUGCGAGAAGGCCGGUGUGCGCUGUGUUGGAUAUGACCCGAUUACGAAGCGGGAGAUCCCACGCAGCUACGUCUACUUUUUGGAGACUCGGGUAGCACAUCUUGAAAAACAGCUGGCGGAUAAUAAUAUUGAUUUUAAGAAAGUCGUUGCUUUCGACGAAGAGGAAGCUAUCAAGGCGGAAGCUGAUGGGGACUCUGGGCUGUCUCAAUUUGGCUCCGAUGGCCAGGCUGGGAAAACGUCUGCCGUGGAAAAAGCACGGAAAAAUGCACCAAAAGACGACGGUGAUCGCUCGGACCAGAGAGAUGGAGAUGUAAAUCGCGAUACGGACGGCGACCCUCAGAACGAGCAUAAUUGGCGCCUGCAUAAUUUGGUCUCGAAUAUCGGCAUGGUCUCUGUGCAGGGGACCUCCGAUCCCCGAUAUCUGGGAUCGACAUCCGGCAUAUCGUUCGCUCGUGUUGUCUUCGCCGCGGUCAGGAGCUCCCUCCCGGGUAACAUGCCAGAGCGCGCGCCGUUACGCACAAGUGACAGGUUGCCUCAAAGCGCUGCUGCUGGUACGGGAGGCAGCAUGCGUGAUUCAUUCUUCGGGCUGCAGACGAGACCCAUGAUGAAACGCGCAGAUUUCCCUGACCGCGAGCUGGCCGAGCGGCUAGUCGAUCUUUACUUUGAACAUGCGAAUCCCCAAAUGCCGAUUCUCCACCGUGGAGAUUUCAUGGAGCUGCUGGACAGGACAUAUCAGCUGGAAGAGAAGAACCGCUCCCCUCGUGCACAAUACGUGCUUAAUAUUGUAUUCGCCAUUGGUGCUGGAAUCAUUUUUGACGAUAAACCCCAGAGUUCGGACGAUGAGAACCGCGCAAAUCUGAACAGAGCUUCAUCUACGUCCAAGAGACAGAGACUCUCGAGUCAUCAGUAUCAGCCAGAGGAGUACCAUGCCUCGGCAAUUGUACACCUGGAAUCGUUCCUCGGCUCGUCUUCUAGUGAGGGCUUUGGUGGAUUGGAAGAGCUGCAGGCAGUGCUUCUUCUGGCUAGUUUCGCACUCUUGCGACCCGUUGCGCCGGGUCUUUGGUAUAUCGUCGGUGUUGCUAUGCGCUUAGCUGUAGACCUUGGACUACACUACGAGGAUGGGACGGGGAUUGAUUCCGCAACCAAAGACGGUGCCCAAGCCCAGUCGCGCAUUGAUCCUCGUGAAAGAGGACGUCGAGAAUGGGUGCGUGACCUGCGCCGCCGCCUAUGGUGGUGUGUCUACAGUUUUGAUCGUCUCGUUGCAACUUGUGUUGGGCGACCAUUCGGUAUCAGUGAUCAGGCUAUCAGCACUGACUUGCCGUCCAUGAUGGACGACAAAUAUAUCACCAAAUCCGGUCUUCUGACUCCACCGGACGGAGCGCCAACCUACAAGCAUGUCGCAUGCCACUACUUCAAACUCCGUCUUCUUCAAUCCGAAAUUCACGAUGUUCUUCAAUACCAACAAGCGCGUGCUGUGCGGAGAAGGGCCUCCAGCGCAGCCAUCCUCCCUCAUGCUGAACUUACCUCUCCAUUCUUGCAAGGCUUUGAUUCCUUCCGCUCGUGGCGUCAUGAUGUACACCAUCGAUUGGUGGAGUGGCAAGAAACUGCCCCCACACGCCCAGAUACUGGCGUCAGAUUCUCCAUUGAAUUGCUUGAGCUCAACUAUUGGCAAGCUAUCAUCUUGCUGUACCAGCAGAGCUUGACGGUACCUGCUGAGCUGGCUGGAGAGCUUACUCCUGCCGAUGACGUCUCCAGUCCGUCCUUCUCCAACCCGGAUGAAGGUGAUGAGGAAGAUCAUGUCUAUCUUAAUGUGGCUGAAGCUGGCCAGAAGGUCAUUCGCAUCUAUCGCCAGCUGCAUAGAGUACGACUGGUCAACUACACGUAUCUUGCUACUCAUCAUAUUUUCAUGGCUGGAAUUUCGUUCUUAUAUGCCAUCUGGCAUUCACCUUUAGUUCGAAGCCGCCUGACUCUCGAUGAGGUGGACUUCACCGUUCUCGCUGCGACCUCUGUUCUGGGUGAUUUGAUGCAUAAAUGUCCACCUGCCGAGGCCUGCCGGGACGCGUUUGAGCGGAUGAGCAAAGCCACCGUCCAAAUGUGUCUAUCGACAACCGGCUUCGGAUCUCAAGUCGACAUGAGCCGUAUCAACAAAUCAAAUGCCCAUAACAACCUACACCCCGGUCGAAAUCGCCAGCAGAUGGACUCGCGACACAGAACAGGCCAAGGUCAAUCCCGGCGCGGAACACAAGCACGCUCCUCCCGCCCAGUUCCAAAAUUCGACAUGAACUUGGCCGACCUCUUCAACGAUAACAACCCCUUAGCAGACCGCUCUCGGCCAGACAACAGACCCGGGGGUGCUUCUUAUCCCCAGCAAGAAUCCCUUGGUCGCAACUUCGCGGCGGAGAGGUCGUAUGGACCUCGUCAGUCGUCUAUGGAUUAUUAUCCCAAAUACGAAAACCCACCAUCCCCUCAACAUCACCAACAAUUCUUCUACUCGAACUCGCCGCAAGAUGGCUCACCCGGCAGUGUUCCAAAUAGCGCGUCCCAUGCAGAGCCAGAAGCACAACCGCAGCAAGGACUCAGUCUUGAUUUCCUGGACUUUGGAUCAGGUGAUGCCGAAGGCCAGGGGCAUAUGGAGGGCGAGGCUAAUACUGAGUACAAUGCCAUGCCUGUACCACCCCUGGGUCAUAAUCUCGGCCAGAAUGUUGGAAUUGAUCUGGGCUUUGGCAUGGCCAUGGACUUCCAACAUGAUUGGAGUGAAAAUCCCAACUAUGAUCUGUUGGAGGGUUAUUUCUUUGGUGGAUCGGGGGCUCCCCCUUCUGGAGGGGAUGCUUAG
Messenger RNA from Penicillium antarcticum, 3072 nucleotides. RefSeq names its product Zn(II)2Cys6 transcription factor. Gene Ontology annotation, biological process: positive regulation of transcription by RNA polymerase II; DNA-templated transcription. Gene Ontology annotation, molecular function: zinc ion binding; sequence-specific DNA binding; DNA-binding transcription factor activity, RNA polymerase II-specific. The record is from RefSeq and is a predicted model, not a curated record. Bases 1 to 3072 code for a protein of 1023 amino acids. NCBI's taxonomy places the organism in Eukaryota, Fungi, Ascomycota, Eurotiomycetes, Eurotiales, Aspergillaceae. The transcript has 3 exons.